ACGAUUGAGACAAAACUGUCCAGCCUCAAGAUGAGCUUCUUGCUACUUCUGUUCUUCGUCUUCUUCGCACCCCUCUUGCUAGUGCUAGCCUGGCUUGGCCUGUCGUCAUGCCUGAGGAACCGCCGCCUGCGAUCGUAUUUCUCAGCUUCGCCCGCCGAGCCGGGGAUUGACUCGUACGGCCGACACUACCUCCGAACCAUGGUCAACACCGGGCCCGCCAUGUCCGAGCAGAUCGAGCUGGACGACAUGAUGCGAGGGUCUGACCACGAGGAGUAA
This is a messenger RNA of Aspergillus saccharolyticus JOP 1030-1, 276 nucleotides long. RefSeq lists its product as uncharacterized. The record is from RefSeq and is a predicted model, not a curated record. The coding region runs from base 31 to 276 and encodes 81 amino acids. NCBI's taxonomy places the organism in Eukaryota, Fungi, Ascomycota, Eurotiomycetes, Eurotiales, Aspergillaceae. The transcript is spliced from 2 exons.